Molecule: messenger RNA, 2806 nt
Organism: Cimex lectularius (bed bug)
Lineage: Eukaryota; Metazoa; Arthropoda; Insecta; Hemiptera; Cimicidae
Product: CUGBP Elav-like family member 1
Exons: 19
Coding region: 169-1908 (579 amino acids)
Biological process (GO): regulation of alternative mRNA splicing, via spliceosome; mRNA splice site recognition
Cellular component (GO): ribonucleoprotein complex; cytoplasm; nucleus
Molecular function (GO): mRNA 3'-UTR binding
Source: RefSeq, a predicted model, not a curated record
GCUCUAGUCGGUUCUUGUGUCUUGUCGAAAACGUUUCGUCGUCAACAAAUCCGCCGACGGCUCUCGUCAAACGAACGGUUGAUUAUACAAUUUCGUCCUCCUCUCGGGCGCCAAUCUCAAAACGGAUUCCUUCUGACCCGAUUAAAGGAUCAUCGUCAUCACUUAUUCAUGGAGAUCUCCCUUCUCACGGCAGAAGAACACUUUUACAGCGAGGACGGACGAGGCUGUUCAGACCAGCGCUGCACGGCUGACAUUCACUCCGUUUUAUCAAAGAUCAUUAAGAAAUGCUCUGGCGACAGCGUUGUAUCAGUUAAGAUGCUGCAGACUCUAAACACGCUGGCGGGUAAAAUAUCUCCACACAGCAACAGCGUCCCGGAGGCGAACCAGCGGGUCAUCAACAGCCACCUCCUGAAUAACAACAACAAUAACAAUAACACCUACAAUGACAAAGGAAUGAAUAACAGCGGAUGUCAUCAAGACCAGCCAGACCCCGACUACAUCAAAAUGUUCGUGGGCCAAGUCCCGCGUAGCAUGGAUGAAGCGGAGUUGACCAAAAUGUUUUCAGAGUUCGGACGAGUUCACCAGAUAAACGUCCUCAGAGACAAAGUCACAGGACAGAGUAAAGGCUGCUGUUUCGUAACGUUCUACACCCGCAAAUCUGCCCUGGAUGCUCAAAACGCCCUUCACAACAUCAAGACCCUACCCGGGAUGCAUCAUCCCAUUCAAAUGAAGCCUGCCGACAGUGAAAAUAGAAACGAGAGGAAACUCUUCGUUGGGAUGCUCAGCAAGAAAUACUCAGAAAAUGAUGUGCGGCAAAUGUUCGACAUGUAUGGAUCCAUCGAGGAAUGUACCGUCUUAAGAGACACUGCUGGCCAGAGUAAAGGGUGUGCAUUUGUCACUUUUACUUCGAAGCAGUGUGCCAUCAACGCCAUUAAAGCAAUGCAUCACUCUAGAACUAUGGAGGGCUGUUCAUUACCGUUGGUUGUUAAAUUUGCGGACACCCAAAAAGAAAAGGACCAAAAAAGACUUCAGCAGAUGCAUGCAAACCUGUGGCAUCUCGCUGGUGCCAGCAUCUCACCUCAGUCGUACCUAACUGCUGUGAAUCAGCAGAAUGACCCAAGCUCUUGUUUAGCACCGCUGCAAAUAUUGCAGCAUCUUCAGUCGAACAACGUCCAACCUAAUCUGAGCUCACAGUUGCUUCUCCACAACUCUCCAGGCCUACAGAAUCUUGCUGCCUUGAACGGCACAAACCCGAGCCUUGCUGACAUCAAUCCGGCCAACCUCCAAGGCUUAGCUGCUCUCCAAGGGUUGGCUAAUAUUUCAGUUGCCAAUGGAACACCAAUGAGCAUGCAGAACUUAGUUACUCUUGCUGCAAUGACUGGUGCAGGCGCAGUUUCACCAAAUGGGUCCAGUUCGUCUAGCCUGAGUAGUCCAGCAUUGUCUAGUUUGGCUGGAACUACUGCAGCCUCACUUCUCGGGAAAGCUGCAGCAUCUGGUACACCCACAGCGUUGAGCGCUUUGGGUUCACUUAAUGGCUAUGGCCCAACUGCUUUGUCAGUUUCAGAUGCCUACCAGCAUUUUUCCGGUAUGCCCAAGUUACAAGCUUCGAAAGGAUCUGCUGGCAAACAAAUAGAGGGCCCAGAAGGAGCAAAUCUGUUCAUAUACCACCUACCACAAGAAUUCCGUGAUGCUGAUCUUGCCGCAACGUUUCUCCCAUUUGGUACUGUAGUAUCGGCAAAAGUCUUCAUUGACAGAAGUACCAAAUUAUCUAAAUGUUUCGGGUUUGUUUCUUAUGAGAAUCCAAUAAGUGCCCAGACAGCGAUUCAGAACAUGAAUGGGUUCCAGAUAGGUGCAAAACGCCUUAAAGUUCAACUUAAAAGAUCGAAAGAGGCUUCUCGCCCGUACUAAGUUAAUCACCGCAAGUAACAUUCAAGAAGGAAUGUCCAAUUUGCAGUUUCCUGUUACAGCUACUUUUAAAUCUAAAACAGGCCGUGUGUCACUGCUUGUUAGAAAUUCAAGGAUGUACAAAUCAUACAAUUUUAUCAAAUUGCAAACUCACUGUUGUUUUUCCCAUAAAGUGAUUGAUUUUAUUUUUAUUAGUUACCAAUAUUUAAAGAUUCUUUAAAAAAGUAAAUGUGAACAACUAUUGUUAAGAGCCUAUUUUAAUUUUAUUAUUAAAAAAUUGUUUUCUGUUAUUUUAAUAGGCCUUACAGUACAAUAACCUGCUUUAAAUGUCAUUAUAUGUUAACUUAUUUUGAGGAAAAAUAUAUAACUGUUUUUCAGUGUUUCUAUGUUUGAUGUAUGGGCCAAUUAGCACAAAUUUGUAUGAUGUACACUCAGAAAGUUAAAUGUUUCCAUUUUUGUGUUUGAGAUGACAGAAGUGGGUGCAUUAAAAAAUGUAUUUUGAAAUAUAAAAACAGGGCUGAACAUUAUCAAUAGGUACUAGAAACAACAAUAAACUUUGGAAAAUCAAAAAAACAUUGUUCCUCUCGGUGCAGAAUGAAAUUUUCAAUUUUGUACAAAUUGUAAACAUAUGUACACCAAAGAGAGUAAUUUUGUACAUUACUAUUUUGAAACUAUUUGUACAGGAACAAUUUUUCAUUUCUUCAUUCGGGGCUGAACAAUGGAAACUCAAUGUAUGUGUGUACUGUAGGAGCUGUGUUUGGGUAAUGAAGCAUACGAAAAAGUGAAUAUUUGUAACAAAAUGUUUAGUCCAAAAGAUUUCUUUAUAAGAAUUAAUAAAAUUUUUUCAAUAUAUUGUAAUAUCUUAGUAGAAAUAAAAUACCUAUUUUUGGGCAUAUAAAAA